CCUUAACGAAGAGACAGGAGGCAAAGUUGGAGGUGGUGGAGUUGAGGAUGUUAAGGUUUGCGAUGGGAGGUUGGACAGGAUAAGGAACGAGCACAUCAGAGGGACGGCACAUGUGGAGAGCUUGGGAAUUAAACUAAGAGAGAUGAGACUGAGAUGGUCUGGGCACAUCCUGAGAAGAGAUGCAGAGCAUGUUGAGGAUGGAGCUGCCAGGCACACGAAAACGAGGAAGGCCAAAGAGGAGAUACAUGGAUGUGGUGAAGGAGGACAUGAAAGUAGUAGAGAAGGAUGCGGAAGACAGGGAGCAAUGGAGACAAAAGAUCAGCUGUGGCGAGCCCUAAUCGGGAGCAGCCAAAAGAAGCUAUUUUUGAGAGUUAAAAUUGACCGCAAAGUUGGGAUUCGAGCUGAGCCAGCCAGCCCUGAGUGCGUGACAUCACAGCGGUAACCGGUUUUAAAGGUCAUAGGCAAAGGUCGGAGGUGAAACGUAGAAUAUCAACUUUGUCUAGAAGAACGACCCAAAAAGCGAAUUCAAUCUUCCUAGUGUCUAAUUUGCACCCUAAAAUUGAAUAAAACGGUUAAAAUAUUCUGUUUUGCUCAAUUUCUGAAGGUUUGUUGACAUGUCACUUAUGUGCACUUUCACCGCCAGGGGACCGUCGUCGUGACGUCAUUUAAGCCAAACAGACUGGGAGCAGUUCUGUGUUUACUUGCGAACCGAGCACACGUGUACGGACUUUAGUCGUGAGAGGUUGUGUAAAAUGUCUGAUAGGGAUUUUGAAGUAGGAACUCUCCAAAUUGAAUAUCGAGAGGUGAAACCAUAGAUGUAUGAACCUAUGGCCGUUGUGAAGCAAUCGGUGAAUGUGGCUCACUGGCUUGACCGUGCGGCCUCGGAAUCGGACAGCGACUCGGCCGGCUCUGAUCGCGGUGAACCCGGACCUCAACAAGACUCGCGCCCAAACGAUUUAUCCUGGAUCCCAGCUGAAUGCACAGCUGGAGGGCUGGUUAUCUCAAGCACAAGCUACAUUAGGACCUGCUAGAGCAAUUAUAGCACCACAUGCUGGUUAUACCUACUGCGGUGCUUGCGCAGCACAUGCCUACAAGCAAGUGGACCCUUCUAUUACCCGGAGGGUAUUUAUUCUUGGACCGUCCCACCAUGUGCCCCUGUCUCGAUGUGCUCUAUCCCCUGCUGAAGUCUACAGAACUCCACUGUAUGACCUAAAGAUCGACCAGAAGGUGUACGCUGAUCUCUGGAAAACAGGCAUGUUUGAGAGGAUGACUUUGCAAACAGAUGAGGAUGAGCACAGCAUUGAGAUGCACCUGCCUUACACUGCCAAAGCAAUGGAAAGCUUCAAAGAUGAGUUCAGCAUUGUUCCAGUGCUGGUGGGAGCUCUGAGUGAAUCAAAAGAGCAGGAGUAUGGCAAGCUGCUCAGCAAAUACCUUGCUGAUCCCUCCAACCUUUUUAUUAUUUCAUCAGAUUUUUGCCACUGGGGUCAACGGUUCCGUUACACAUACUAUGAUGAAAAUCAGGGAGAAAUCUAUAGAUCCAUUGAACAUCUGGACAAGAUGGGUAUGGGAAUUAUAGAACAGCUGGACCCUGUCUCCUUCAGUAACUACUUGAGGAAAUAUCACAAUACUAUUUGUGGUCGCCACCCCAUUGGAGUUCUACUAAAUGCUGUGGCAGAGCUGAAAAAGAAUGGUCUAGAUAUGAACUUUUCUUUCCUCAAUUAUGCUCAGUCCAGCCAGUGCCGAAACUGGUCAGACAGCUCAGUGAGUUAUGCUGCUGGAGCUCUUGUAGUUCAUUGAGGUGAAUUCACCCAGGAGCAACUUCCAUGGCUUCUUUGAAGACCUCAGAAACUUCCCCAACUACUUUAAGCACCCUCACUCUCUCCACCUUCUAACCCCAUUUCCUUAUUUUCUCCUUGCCUUUUCCAGUGGAAGGACCUUAGAUUUGCUGAGAUGAUCUAUAAAGCAUUAAAUACUAAUUAAAUAUUUUCAACUAUUGCAUCCCCUCACAUUUCUAUGUCCUACUCAACUUGGUAAAUGCUCUAGUUUGAAGUUCAAUUGCAGCCUGUGCUGCUUUGGAUGGUUGUCAGUUUUCAGUUUUUCUUGCAAGCUUUCCAGCAGUGGGUUUUGUAGCAUGAUGGAAAAUGCAAGGACUUGUUAAUUUCUUCAAUAUCUGUAAGAACAUUUGAUUCCAAUAAAGUAAACAAUAUAUGCAUAUUGAUAUUGCCCUCUUUGCAGAUCUGUUAGUGUAACCUACCUAAUAAAAAAUCAUAAUGCUGCAGUAAUGAAAUGGGGGGAAUGAAGUGACAUACUUCUUGUAGGCGCUGAGAAUAGUACUGAUGAGUAAUGCUGCCAUUGUUUAUAUACCUGUUGUCAGUAAAGGGCUACACAGUAUCAAGUCCCCUUUCCCUCUGGAUUACUAUGUCAAAAGUUUUUAUUUUUUACUUCAGUCAAUUAAAAUGUCUUUUUUCUUAUCCUUA
Neoarius graeffei (lesser salmon catfish) is the source of this 2477-nucleotide messenger RNA. It is a transcript of the gene memo1, whose product is annotated as mediator of cell motility 1. The coding region runs from base 853 to 1797 and encodes 314 amino acids. The transcript has 9 exons. The record is from RefSeq and is a predicted model, not a curated record. NCBI's taxonomy places the organism in Eukaryota, Metazoa, Chordata, Actinopteri, Siluriformes, Ariidae.